AUGCAGAGCGAAGGCACUGUUUACCGGCACCGAGCGCGUUGCACGCUGUUUGUCGGGGUCGCUGCUCCGUUCGGACUAUGCACCACGAAGAGGCACCUAGGGCUCCUUUCGGCACAACGGCCGAGUCAACGGUAUCUGCGUUCAGGCCUGGGUCCUGUGGACAGCUCCAUGGGGUCUCGCAGCAGCGCUCGAGUGUCGGCGGCGCUGGUACACGACACUCGCUGGGGAGUCGGUACGAGCGCUGCGCAGCCGAGGGUAUCAGAAACGAUCUUGUCACGAGGACUGGCGACGAUUUUUUCGCUUCUGCUCUGGCAAGACUUGCAGGAUACGGCAGCGUAUGCGGCAGAGCAUACCAGGACGCAAGCACGAGCUCAGUGGGUGAACCACCACACCGAGGAAGCGACGCGCUGGGGAUCGUUACCCCUGCUUGCGGACUCAACACAGCCCCAGGGUCAAGACGGGAACCUGUCAACCAAACUUCUCCCUGAUGUUGUGGAUACCGACGGUCAACCGCGUGUCAUUCUUGAUCUGGCUCGAGCUCUGAGCUCCUUCGAAUAUGAGCAGCUGCGCACUCGAAUCCACCACAUCGAGGCUACCACUGGAUACCGGGUUCGUAUUCUGACACAACGCUUUGAAACGGUUGGGCGAGCGAUCAGCAGCUAUUUCGGGUUACAGGAUCAACGGAGUAUACUCAUUGUGCUCGAUGAGCGGAGCGGCAAUGUGCUCAAUUUUCGCGUUGGUGAUCAAGUUACAGCGCGUUUUCCGUCCUCGUUCUGGCUGGAGUUACAGGGACGGUACGGCAAUCAGUUUUACGUACGAGAGCACGGCGAGUACGGUGUGCUGGAUGCCUGCAUUCGGGCGAUGGAGACUUGUCUCCAAGAUGGGCGUAUCUGCCGCUUUGUACCUGGAUUCGGACGCGAUCAGUGGGCACUAAGUUUUCUCAUGUCACUUCUCGGAGGGGCGGUGAUCGGGUUUACGGCACGCACCCCACAGGACGGGAAAGAGGCGAGUACGCCGAACUGGCGCUGGGUUCUGGUGUUCUCCCCGCUCUGGGCGAUAUUUCUAGUCUCGUUCGGCACACUACCGAUUGUGGCACGAGAGGGCUGGUGGAAUCGCGACCUCAUCGCGAACUGGGCUGGAGCUGUUCUCGUGGCAACCGCGUUUUGGUACGCCAUUCCGCGUGUGUUUCCGAAUGGCCCCGGGGAUCGUGCUCGCUGA
Molecule: messenger RNA, 1218 nt
Organism: Cyanidioschyzon merolae strain 10D
Lineage: Eukaryota; Rhodophyta; Bangiophyceae; Cyanidiales; Cyanidiaceae
Exons: 1
Coding region: 1-1218 (405 amino acids)
Source: RefSeq, a predicted model, not a curated record